Colletotrichum phormii is the source of this 1075-nucleotide messenger RNA. Its product is annotated as glycoside hydrolase superfamily. The annotation marks the transcript as partial. NCBI's taxonomy places the organism in Eukaryota, Fungi, Ascomycota, Sordariomycetes, Glomerellales, Glomerellaceae. Gene Ontology annotation, molecular function: hydrolase activity, hydrolyzing O-glycosyl compounds. The transcript has 2 exons. The record is from RefSeq and is a predicted model, not a curated record.
GGCGACUUUUAUACUAAUAGCGAAGCGAUUGGGCAUUUCAAGACGCGCAUCGCUCACGUUCUUGGACAUGUUAACCCCAGCAAUGGCAAGACCUGGGCCCAAAGCCCCGAGUACAUCUUUGCCUUUGAGGCUCAAAACGAAGCCAUGCAUCCACAGGGGAACCCAUCCGCUCUAGCGUCAUGGCAAUGCACGAUGGCACAGGCAAUCAAGCAGAACCUCAACGGAAGUACCGAUAUUCUGGUCACUACCGGAGGCGGUGCCUACGUAGACAAUUCUCUGCUCGACCCCUACUUCAGCUGCAGUGCCCUAGACGUCCUUGCCAUCCACGCCUACGGAGUCGAUGAUUUCGCCACUUCAAAACUUCAGCCUUACGUCACCAGGGCCAAGACCUCUGGAAAGAAACUCAUUAUGCAGGAAUGGGGUGCGUGUUACAUGGAUGCUCCGAACCAUAACUGCAACGGCGGUAGCCCCAUUGGUACAGGAACCAGAGACUCCAACAUCCGUACGUGGGCUGCUAGUAUUGAUGCUGCCGGGAUUCCGUGGUUCUACUGGCAGAUACUGCCUAACCCUGACCCCCAUCACGGCUGGGACUACGAGGUGGGAAUCGAUGAUGUGAACUGGGGUGCGCUCAAGGCGGCUGGUCUCGCUGCCGGCCAGGCCGAGUCUGCAUUCGACUUUGACCGUUAUCUCUUGUGAUGGGUAUUCGUAUCCGUUAACAAAGUGAAAAGUCGGUGCAGUAUCUGCCAGCCAUGCAACGAAUAGCCAGGAUGCUUGCACUACAAGAAGCUCUUUUCUGAAGUUUACUGUCAGAUGGACGUCGAUAUGAUGCCGAAAACGGGGAAACCCAGGCAGGGACCUAGCGGGUGUAAAUAAGCCCGCGUCCAGGCCUUCCUGCGCCAAAGUUUGCCCAGGGUACAUAGCAGCAGCAUCGUAGUGCAUAUCAAACCCUUCUCCAUGUAUACAUUCACGUAUUGCGCGGAUUGAUAGUCAAUGAUAUGAUACUUCCGCCUAGAAGCCUGAUGCCUUUCAUGUUCCAAGUAGGUACCUUAGGUUUAUUACAAAAGCAUGCACUGGU